Mercenaria mercenaria is the source of this 1889-nucleotide messenger RNA. RefSeq lists its product as uncharacterized. The record is from RefSeq and is a predicted model, not a curated record. Lineage: Eukaryota; Metazoa; Mollusca; Bivalvia; Venerida; Veneridae. The transcript has 5 exons. Gene Ontology annotation, molecular function: nucleic acid binding; 3'-5' exonuclease activity. The coding region runs from base 536 to 1342 and encodes 268 amino acids.
AUAUGCUACGACAAAUAUUUGAUCCUCUUAUUGCUAAAGUGGAUCAGUAUGUGGACUUAGGAUCAAGCCAACAAUGUGAACAUGCAAAUCGUGAAGUAACCUUACGGGCCCCUAAACAUCUUCAUUAUGGUAGCUCAAAGUCACUGGAUUACAGAGUACAUGCUACAGCUGCCUUUAUUAAUGAAGGAGGGAACUAUAUCUCUAAGGUGUUCUCAGAUUUAUUCAGCAGUUUGCUAUAGCAGUAUUGCAGUUUUGUUCUGCAGUUUGUUCCUGCAGUUUGUUUCAGCUGUUUGUUCCAGUUACUGAAGUUAUUCUUCCAGUCUUUGUAGAAGUCAACUCUAAAGCAGGACUUUCACCUGGUGCCCAUAUUGUCAGAUAUGCAGAAAAAUGAAUGAAACGGAGAAAAUAACAGCAAGGGAGAUCACAGUUGCCUUCCUCCAAGCGCAGACGCCUGACUCUAAAACAGGAGCGUGCCACUAACCAGGGUGCACAGGAGGCUUUAGAAGGAGUUUCGUACCAGUCCGGAGUUGGUCACAUGGAGGAGGUUGAUAUUGAGAAAUUGCCGGAUGCAGUUCCUCGUGGCAACUUCAAGCCUACACAACUAUCUGGGGAGGCAACAUAUAUAACUAUUGACCUUGAAACCACUGACCUAAUUCGUUAUGGACAGAUGCCACAUAUCACACAAAUCGCUGCAUCAAAUAUACACUCUGGAGCUUCAUUGGAUAUCUAUGUCAAACCUAAAUUGGAAAUAUCAUCUGAGGCACAAAGGAUCACCGGUAUAUGUAUGAAAAAUUCAGACACUAUGACAGUAAAAGGCACAGUGGUCCAACAUGUCAGCAUUCAAUCGGCAAUAGAAAAACUGUGUACAUGGCUGGAAAAAUUUUCAAAUGUGGUUUUAGUCGCCCAUAAUGGAAGACGCGUUUCUGCGCUUAUGUGUUCAAAAACAAUUCACAGGUUUUUCAGUUGUGUUUCUUCUUUGAUUGAUUCAUUACCAGUGUUCAAGAAACUCUUUCCAAAUCAGUCACACAGACAGGAAGAUCUUGCUUUGGCAUUGCUUGGAAUCCGGUAUGAUGCCCACAAUGCUAUAGCCGAUGUGGAAACUCUUGGAAAACUGUUAGUCUUUACACGAUUAUCAGAUAAGGAACUCCUUAUGUACAGCUUUCCACCUGCAGCUAUUCACAAAAAUAUAUUGUUUAAUACAGGGAAAUCAAAAAAUCUAAAGUCUCUUGAGGUACUUGUUAGUCGAGGCAUAUGCAAAAUGCCAACGGCUGAGAACAUAGUCAGUUCUGGAUUGAACUUGCUGGAUCUCAAAACAAUUUUUAGCUCACCUGUCACAAAGUGACAAGGUGAGCUUUUGUGAUCGCGCGGUGUCCGUCGUCCGUCGUCCGUCCGUGCGUCCGUGCGUCCGUGCGUCCGUGCGUCCGUAAACUUUUGCUUGUGACCACUCUAGAGGUCACAUUUUUCAUGGGAUCUUUAUGAAAAUUGGUCAGAAUGUUCAUCUUGAUGAUAUCUAGGUCAAGUUCGAAACUGGGUCACGUGCCAUCAAAAACUAGGUCAGUAGGUCUAAAAAUAGAAAAACCUUGUGACCUCUCUAGAGGCCAUAUAUUUCACAAGAUCUUCAUGAAAAUUGGUCAGAAUGUUCACCUUGAUGAUAUCUAGGUCAAGUUCGAAACUGGGUCACGUGGGGUCAAAAACUAGGUCAGUAGGUCUAAAAAUAGAAAAAACCUUGUGACCUCUCUAGAGGCCAUAUUUUUCAUGAGAUCUUCAUGAGUAUUGGUCAGAAUGUUUAUCUUGAUGAUAUCUAGGUCAAGUUCGAAACUGGGUCACGUAGGGUCAAAAACUAGGUCAUUAGGUCUAAAAAUAGAAAAACCUUGUGACCUCUCUAGAGG